Molecule: messenger RNA, 477 nt
Organism: Coregonus clupeaformis (lake whitefish)
Lineage: Eukaryota; Metazoa; Chordata; Actinopteri; Salmoniformes; Salmonidae
Product: melatonin receptor type 1C-like
Exons: 3
Coding region: 94-477 (127 amino acids)
Biological process (GO): G protein-coupled receptor signaling pathway
Cellular component (GO): membrane
Molecular function (GO): G protein-coupled receptor activity
Source: RefSeq, a predicted model, not a curated record
UUCACAAUGAAAUAAUAAUUGUUGAAUCUGAAAAGACACAUAUCCGGAAAGCCUGAUGGUGUACUUACUACAUGCAUAUGCUAAAAGUAAGGAAUGAGGGACAUCUUUGUGGUGAGUCUGUCGGUGGCAGACAUGGUGGUGGCAGUGUACCCCUACCCCCUGGCUCUCCUGGCCAUCUUCCACAAUGACUGGACCGUUGGGGACGUGCACUGCCAGCUCUGCGGCUUCAUCAUGGGCCUAAGUGUCAUUGGCUCCAUUUUCAACAUCACAGCCAUUGCCAUCAACUGCUACUGCUACAUUUGCCACAGCCUGCACUACAACUGCCUGUUCAGCACCAGGAACACCUGCUGCUACCUGGGCAUCACCUGGCUGCUCACUGCCAUGGCCACGGUGCCCAAAGUUCUUCGAAGAACCUUAGGGUUCUUGGCACUGAAAAUUGCCCCCAAAAGGUUCUUCCAAGAACCCCAUCCCAACUAA